Molecule: messenger RNA, 1515 nt
Organism: Mycena citricolor
Lineage: Eukaryota; Fungi; Basidiomycota; Agaricomycetes; Agaricales; Mycenaceae
Source: the annotation of a GenBank genome assembly
AUGCUCGACUCGCUAGACCCAAAAUGGGACCCAAGGAAACCACAGCCAGAGGACUAUGAACACAGAAUGAUACCACAGACAGAGAUAGCAGACGGAGUAGAAACGACUGACAUAGACCAGAGAAUCACCACAACAGGCACCGUCGCAGACAUCUUCCGCAUAUUCACAAACGAAGAACGGAAUCCGAGCAAAACAGCACCAAACCGGGAACCCGCAGAAGACCCCGAAAGCGAAACGAUAGAACUGGAGGUCUAUACGGAUGGCUCAGCAACGAAUAAUGGACGUAUAGGAACAAAGGCAGGCUCAGGGAUCUUCUUCGGAGACAACGAGGACGGCAACAAGGCAAUCCGAAUACCGGAAGAACUAAACCCCUCCAACCAAGUCGCCGAGAUGCUGGCAAUAAAAGAGACAGUCGAACUAUGCCCGCCUGGUGCACCCCUACACAUCAAGUCAGACUCGAUGUUCUGUAUCAACGGGCUCACGAAAAGCCUAAAGAAAGAAGAAGACACAGGGUUCUUCCUUGCCGCGAACGGAGACCUUGCGAAACUAACAAUAACAAAGAUCAGAAAUAGAAGAGCAAGAACAAAACUUACAUGGGUCAAAGGCCACUCAGGAAUCCACGGGAACGAAGCAGCAGACAGACUGGCUGACACCGGGCGACAAAAAGAAAGCAUGGACAUUAUCGACACAUGCGUAGACGAAUCGCUGAUCCUACCCGGCGCAAAACUAAAAGCAAUGACACAAUCGAUAGCAUACAAAAUCAUCAGAAAGAACAAGAUGAAAACAGAGAAGUAUCAAGACGCACUGGAUCGGAAAGCUACAAAACGAAACAUAGAGAUUGCCCAAAACGAGACCAGCGUUGAGGAACCAGAGCCGAAGGGAGCAGCAACAGAAGCCCAGAUAUGGACGGCCACCAGGCAUAAGGACUUCUCGAGAAGCGUAAGAUACUUUCUAUGGAUGCUAAUCCAUGAUGGAUAUAAGGUCGGAAAGCACUGGGAAAAGAUCCCUGGUCACAAUGAAAAGGCGCACUGCAGUCACUGUGGAGAAGACUCACUAGAAACCAUGGAACACAUACUCCUGAAAUGCCAAGCAACGGGCCAAGAAGAGAUAUGGAAACUGGCGAGUAAACUGUGGACCAUGAGAACGGGAUCCACGCUAGAGCCAAACAUGGGGAUGAUAAUGGCCUGCGGGGCCAUACAGCAAAAAGACGCAAGCCUAUCCAGACUAUUCCGCAUUAUCGUCUCUGAAUCGGCACACAUGAUAUGGAGGAUCCGAUGUGAACGCGUCAUCCAAGAGAAAGGAAACGCAUCGGUCCCAGAAGUCGAAAACCGAUGGAGAAGGGCGAUAAACACCAGACUGCUCAUCGAUUGUAAGAUGACCAACGAAAAAAGAUACGGAAAGAAAGCAAUCAAACCCUCUCUGGUGAAAAAGACAUGGGCCAAGACCCUAAAAAACGAGGUGAACCUCCCUGAAGACUGGACCAAGGAAGACGGGGUUUUAGUGGGUAUCGGAUAG